This is a messenger RNA of Ostreococcus lucimarinus CCE9901, 1080 nucleotides long. RefSeq lists its product with no specific name. Bases 1 to 1080 code for a protein of 359 amino acids. The record is from RefSeq and is a predicted model, not a curated record. Gene Ontology annotation, biological process: Golgi to plasma membrane transport; exocytosis. The transcript has a single exon. Gene Ontology annotation, cellular component: plasma membrane; exocyst. Gene Ontology annotation, molecular function: phosphatidylinositol-4,5-bisphosphate binding. NCBI's taxonomy places the organism in Eukaryota, Viridiplantae, Chlorophyta, Mamiellophyceae, Mamiellales, Bathycoccaceae.
AUGCGGCUCGCGGGGACGACGACGGAAGAGGUGUCGAGCACGUCCACGCGCGUGUUGAAGGAGGAAGAGGAGCGAGUGAUCGGCGAGCUGUUCGAAAGCACUCGUCAUGCGACGACGGAAGGGAUCUCGAGCUUGGAUAGGAUCCUAAAGCUCGAGCUUGAAGACGCCGACCGCGCUCUCUCUGACGCGUUGGAGUCAUCGGGAAGCGUCAUGGCUUCGUUGUCCGCGUACGUAUCCGAAGUCGAACGCUCGAUGGAGGACGUGAACGCGUGGUCCACGGUGUUUGAAACAAAACUGGUUAAUAUGCGUAGGAACAUCGAGAUUAUCAAAGGCAGAGACGACAAGCGAGACGUCUCCAACGAGAACAAGCGAGCGCUCGCAGCUGCCGUGCGGGGCUUGCUUGGGGAGUUAGAGUUACCUGUUGGUGUCGAGCGUGCAGUCCGCGAGCAUUCACUCGAUGAUGAACGAGGCAUUUUGACCAUCUACGACGCACUGCGUCGGCUGUUGGACUUCAAAAGAAAGCUGAGGUACGCUGUGCGCGACGUUUCGACUUUACACGCCGAAACUAACUCGGUCUCACGUAGGGAUGGUUUACCAGCAGGGAUUGCGACGAUGCGAGUCACCGUCGAAGCGCGCGAACAAGUAGAAGUAAUAGCCAUGCACGCGUUUGAGCGUGUAUUUGAGCGCUUGCGAGCGAUCGCAGAGGUGUGUAUCGUGUUGCUCGUUGGAAUUAAUUUAUUAAUAUUUCUUGCAGGGAUGGGUGCGAUGGUCGACGCAAAAAAAAGCGAUGAGCGACGCGAACACGUGGGAAGCAAUACAAAGGUACGGUGCAUGACAGAAAUAAAUAUUGUCACGAAUCUCACAUCUAUCGCUCACAAACGCAGCGACUUAAAGAAAUUCGAGAGAUUAUUUGACGCUUUGUCCGAAUUAAGUCCAACAACCGCGGAUGCUUUCGCGCGUCUAUAUUGCCAAAGCUGCGUUGAAGUGAUGCGAUGCGAUAUAGUGAUGAUUAUGGACGCGAUCGACAAACAAGAUACUGAAGCAGAUGCCAUAAACGUGAGUUCUUCUCGAUUUCAAUGA